UUUCCUUCCACCACGGACGUAGCGCCAGCUAAUUUGUUGAUAUUUUUUUCGCGAAAAACAUUUGCUGCAUUCCUGCUCAAUCAUUGACAUCAAUGUGUUAGCUCCGUCUGUUGUUGAUAUUUACCGUCUAAUAUCUUCCCUCCAAACGGUUGCUGACGCCAUCGCCCAGUGACUCAAUCCACAUCGCUGCACUUGUUUUGUGUGUUAUUUACGUGGAACUUACCUCCCCUCUAUUUGACUGGUGUGUGUGUGUUUGUGUGUGUCAGUGUGUCGGUGUCCCAAUCCGUAUGGCGUGAUGUUGUUGUUAUUAUCGGAUGUUGUUGACGGCAGCGAAAAGUCGUUAAGUAGGACCGACCGCGGCAUUAGAAAUUUAGUCUCGGACUCACACCCCACCAGCAAACAAGAAUCAACUACACCGUGAAGGCAUACCCCAGGUCGUGCCCCCCAAACAAGAGAGACAAGAACAGUUUUCAAAGCGAAUGAACUUAAAGGAAGUGAUAAAGGAUAUAAACGAUUUAAAAAGGAUACAAAAGUGAAACCCAAACGCACGCACAUAGAGUUGUGCGAACAAAGGGACAGUGUGAAAUACAGAGAAGUUUGAACAAGUGUGUGCCUUGUUGUUGGUGGUGUGCAUUGGGGGUGCUACUUUUGUGCUUAAUUUAGUUCGAUCGAGCGCGUGUGUGGUAUUGUGUAACACACACACACUCAGUGUGUGAAGCACAGUAGGCGAGCAGAUCGCCUUUUCAGUGGAAAGCGACAGUGCGGGAACCUACCACACAACAGAAACACACAAAAUUGUAUCGAAAAGUACACAAAAAAUUAAGAAGUUAAGAAAAAAUUAUCCCAAAAAACGUGUCAUAUUGAGAUUGUGCUAAGAGAGGAAAAAAAAUCUAAAUUAUUGUACAAAAAAGUCGGAAAAGGGGGUGUGUGUGAAAAACGUGUUUUCCAGCCAACCACCAAAAAAGGAUGCAAAUCGAGUACAGAAAGUGUACCAAAUUGUUUUCCGGCUGUGGCGUUGCAUCGCUGCUGGGAGUGUUAAGCUAUGAAGCAUACCGUACGUACGCAGCCCUUUCCUCACUGGUCGACACACGCGUGCUAGACAUUGACCGGAAGCGCCCAGAUUACAUCUACAUCAAGCAUCACAUCUACCGGCAGUCGCUGCGCGAGCGCGCUCUCGAUGCGGAGAACCAGCACCGGCUGCUGAACAUCAUCGUGCAGCCGUUCGAGAAAUGGUGGAAAGCGCUCAAGCAUUCCGUGGCCUGGCGACUGCUCCGGAUCGCCCAGCGGGGCGAUCAGGCCGAGCGGCUGAAGGCCAUCCACCAGCUCGCACAGAUUGACCAUUUAAAGGAUUGGGACUUUCAACACUUGGCGCAGCUGUGCGACCACCGGACGGCGAUCUCGCUGGCCCGCUCGAACUGUGACACGCGCUGGUUUCUGCCCCCGCGCCAGUACGGCGUCGAGAAGGAGAUGCGCGAGGUGCUGGUGGAGAUGAAGUCGCUGCUCGAGCUGCUGGCCCCGCACAAGUGUGCCGCGUACGCGCUGGAGCAAACGUUCGGCAGUUCGGGACACAUCCGCGAGCCGGACGGCGACGAGGUGACGUACCAGAUGUCACCGUCCCGGUUCGAGUACGAUCAGCUCAAGCAGUCGCUCAGUGCGCUCGUGCAUCUGACGGGGCUGGUCGGGCCGGAGGGUAAGCAGCACUGCCGGCGGAUUGUGGAUGCGGGUGGACUGCUGAUGCUGCUGGAGGCGGAGAAGCUGUUCCGGGAGGAUAUUGAUAUGAAGCUGCUGAUUAGCCGGCUGGUGGGCAAUCUGUCCGCGUGCGAAGGGCUGGGGUACGAGUUUUAUGCGAGCGGUUGGAUCGGCAUACUGGCCCGGUGGAAGCGGGACGUGGAUAUGCGCAUGCAGGUGACGGCGGACCUGACGCUGGAAAAUUUGGAUCAAGACGAUCCGAACGGGUUCCGGUACGCGCCGAAGGUGUACCCGUUGCAUCCGCGCGGCCGCCAGCAAGCCAAACCGGCCGUCGAUGUCGUCUUCAUCCAUGGACUUUUGGGGGGUGUAUUUGUGACGUGGCGCCAGAAGGAUCUCAAACCGCAAGCUGCCAGUCUGCUAGGUAAGAAACACAAAGACGUUCAUUUAGUGUCCACAUCGUCGCCUUCCUUCACCUCGCUCACCAACGACAUUGCACCGACGGACGUCGACAUACCGCCGAACCGGACAGGACAGCGAACCGAGGUCGCUUCCGCUGCUCGCACGUACAAAAGCUGGUCCGCUAGAAAGUCCUCCUUCGAGGAGGAGGACCACGCCCGGACAGCUGAAGAGGGCAUUACCGCGUACAAGGAUGAGCUGCUAACGUUCCAGGAAUCGACCAACAGUGGACCCCGGGACGCAUCGAUCAGUGAUACCGAAACGAAAGAGCUAAUUGAAGCACUGCAACAGGAGGAACCGCUCGGUGCCGACUGGACCGUCGUCUACCCGGACGUCCCCCUAGCAGCGGACGAGGAUGCGCAUACAGGCAAGCCCACCGCCACCGCGGAUGGUGCCACCUGCAGCGUGUCGGGGGACCAGUGGCUACAGGAACCGCUCGACUCGACGCAGCGAUCGUUCUGCUGGCCGAUGGAAUGGCUCCCGAAAGACUUUCCCAGCAUACGCGUGCUCGGCCUGGACUACGAGUCCUCCCUGUCGCAGUGGUCGGCGACCGGCUGCCCGUGCGAGAAGUACGACGGCAAGCUGCAGAAGCGAGCGGCCGAAUUCCUCGAAAAGCUGGCCACCUCGGACGUCGGGCAGGAUCGGCCCAUCAUCUGGGUCGGCCACUCGAUGGGCGGACUGCUGAUCAAGAGCAUCAUGGUGCAGGCGCUCGAAAGUCCCAACCCCAAAGUGCGCCGGUUGGCAGAAAACUCGCGCGUCGUCAUGUUCCUCGGUACGCCCCACCGCGGCAGUGGUGUGGCGAAACUGAAGCAGCACACAUCCGCCCUCGUGUGGCCCUCGGUCGAGGUGCAGGAGCUGGAGGAAAACUCCACCCAUCUCCUGCAUCUAAACAAAAGCUUCCUCCGCUCGGUCGACUCGCUGGGAGUGCGCCGGCCAAAGAUCAUUACCCUCUGCGAGGGCAAGCCAACCGUGCUGACGUCGUUCAAGCUGGCCAUACACGUGGUGCCGGAAAGUUCGGCCCGGAUCGAUGCGGGCGAUUUCUACCUCACCAGCGAGGACCAUCUCAAUCUCAGCAAACCGAUCUGCCGGCAGUCAUUCCUGUACCAGCGGCUAGUCGGUGCCAUCCAGGAGGCGAUCCGGUCCGGCGGCCCGGACAGUGUUAAGCUGGCCAACGUGGCGCAGGUAAUGCCGAAAGCCGCCCAGCAGCAGCUCAUUUUCCACGGCACCAAGAAGAGCGCCGGCAGCACAGCAGCAUCGUCCGCCCUUUCCGGGCUUUACACGCAGCUCAAACAGUUCGAGCAGCUGAUGAAUGUGUUUAUCUAAAUCCAGACAUGGCACAAACACACACACACACACGCACCAGUUACCUCCACGCACCUCAGCCAAAGCUUGGACAACGAGACAACAUCGCAUUUCGACUUUCGAUGUAAGAAUGUGAUGAACUUAGGGUUAGGAUCGUGUUGAUUUAAGGUUGCUCUCCCGUGUUUGGUUGGUCGUUUUUGCCUCGCAACACACAGAGCAACACCGCACACCGCAGGGUUUAGUUUUGUAGUUAUUUAUUUUUUUGUUACACAUAGGGUUUUUUUUUAAAUUUGCAACUGUUGUUACCCCCCUCCCUCGCUUGCGAAGAAGCAUUACGAAUUUGACGGAUUUACACCGAGAAAGUAUUUGUUAACAAAAUAAAAGUUACAGCAAUUAAAUAAUGGCA
Molecule: messenger RNA, 3853 nt
Organism: Anopheles arabiensis
Lineage: Eukaryota; Metazoa; Arthropoda; Insecta; Diptera; Culicidae
Product: protein SERAC1
Exons: 5
Coding region: 967-3468 (833 amino acids)
Source: RefSeq, a predicted model, not a curated record